Theobroma cacao (cacao) is the source of this 657-nucleotide messenger RNA. Lineage: Eukaryota; Viridiplantae; Streptophyta; Magnoliopsida; Malvales; Malvaceae. The record is from RefSeq and is a predicted model, not a curated record.
AUGUCGAGAGAUAGACCACAGCCCAAUGACAAUAGUGCUCAACAGAGAGUUGACAGAGCUCAUACAGUUCAGAGAUCUGAGAGAGCUGACAACGAUGGUGCUCAACAAAGACUUACCAGAUACAAGAAAGGUGCAAAAGAGGAGGAUAAGGAGAAGAAUAGAGCUGACGCCCGUAACGCUCUCUUGGUAGUAGCCACCCUAAUAGCUACCGUGACCUUCCAAGAUGGGGUUAACCCCCCUGGCGGUGUAUGGCAGGAAACCAAUGAGGGCCAUAUAGCAGGCACUGCUAUCUGUGAAUCUGAAUCAUCUGUCUACUACGUUUUCUUGACUUCCAACACCCUAGCCUUUUCUGCAGCGGUACUUGUUAUUAUGUCUCUCACGCAUAAUUUUCCGUUCAAGUUUGAAGUAACGGUUGCUGGUGUUUCAAUGAUUAUAACUUAUGGAUCUGCGAUCUUUGCUGUUACCCCGAAUGAAGAAACGUUUCAACUCGCCCUGAUUACAGCAGUAGUGCCUUUAGCUAUGCGGUGUUUGAUCCAGCUAUUGGUUAAGUUGAAAAACAGGGAACCUGAUCCUCCAUGUUUGAUCCAGGCAUUUUCCAGGCCUAGAAACAAGAUAGCAGAUCCCCCGAAAGACCAGACCUUGCAAGCACAACCUUAG